UUGAUAAAUUAAAAAUGGCUAAAUAUCACGCUAAAUACGAUCCAACUUUCUACCACUUGGAAGCUUGCUGAAAAAGCUGAAGUUACGGCUUAUACAAAGACACAGUUGUCCAGCAUGUUCUUGUAUUCCUGAAGCAAUUCACUAGCUUUACAGUCACUAGGAAAGAUGUGCAGUUCGGAAAAAGUCCGAUAACAAAACUCCUUUGAGUGAGUGGAGGAGUUCCUAUAAUAUACCAUGGUGCAGAUUAUCAAAUCCCAAUCAAUAUUAUAAUCCCGGAAAACUUUCCCUUCAAUGGUCCCAAGGUUAAUAUUGGUUAUGCCCUAGAUGAAGCUUCUGCUUCCACAAAUCCUCUUGUAAAGUAUGGAAAUCAAAUAAUUUGUAAAUAUUUACAAGAAUGGAAGGGAAAUGAUACCCAGUAUAAUCUUGGUGGUCUCAUUCACAACCUCUCUAAACUAUUUUCCAUGCAUCCUCCUCUGGGAAAAGCCGGGUAUGGAGUACUAGAGCAGGAUGUCAUAUAUAUUCACAAUGACGAUUCUCGACCAAAACCUCAAAAUGUGAUUCAAAAACAAUAUACCAAAAUUGAGACUCCUCAACAUAUUCCUGAGGAAACAGCUCCUCAGAAACCAGGAUCCGCCCCAUUUCUCUCUGAAGAGGCACAGAUACUCCAAAUAAAGGAAGAAGAACGACAAGAACUGCUCAAGAACGUCAAAGAAAGAUAUAAAGUCAAACACAAAGCUCUUAAGUACUCCAAACUGACCUUCGAUCAAGGAGGAGCUGACUGCUUCAAGGCCUCUAAAAGGUACCUCGAAGACAACUCUGAAAAACUAAAGAAGCAGUCCUUCCUUCUCGAAUCUGAGAUAGCAGAUAUGGAAGUCCGAGUCAAGAAAAUGAAAGAUUUUAUUGAAAAUAACAAGGAAAAAGAUGUAUCAGAGACUAAUAUUGACGAAUUUAUCUUCGCUACAAAAGAUGGUAUCUCAGAUUCCCUCCUCGAGAUCGUGUCUAAAGAGCAAUCUAUCGAGGAGACUAUUGAUGUAGUCAAGACCCUCUUCAGGAAGAAGACCAUUGACCUAGAGACGUACCUUGAGAAGGUCAGGGACCUUGCAGAAGAGCAGUUCUUCACAUUGGCGAUGAAGAGGAAAUUAUUAGCUUUAUUAAAACAGUCUAGUUAAGUAUUUUCAUCCUAAUAAUUAAUAAAAAUC
Molecule: messenger RNA, 1199 nt
Organism: Moneuplotes crassus
Lineage: Eukaryota; Ciliophora; Spirotrichea; Euplotida; Euplotidae
Source: the annotation of a GenBank genome assembly